This is a messenger RNA of Drosophila biarmipes, 6430 nucleotides long. RefSeq lists its product as uncharacterized. The transcript has 2 exons. NCBI's taxonomy places the organism in Eukaryota, Metazoa, Arthropoda, Insecta, Diptera, Drosophilidae. Bases 91 to 6330 code for a protein of 2079 amino acids. Gene Ontology annotation, cellular component: nucleolus. The record is from RefSeq and is a predicted model, not a curated record. Gene Ontology annotation, biological process: maturation of 5.8S rRNA from tricistronic rRNA transcript (SSU-rRNA, 5.8S rRNA, LSU-rRNA); maturation of LSU-rRNA from tricistronic rRNA transcript (SSU-rRNA, 5.8S rRNA, LSU-rRNA).
CACGUGUGUGCGGUUGUUUUUGGUUUAACUUUUAGUUUUAGCGAUUUUCGACGGUGAAUAGGGGAAUAUAAUAAAAAGUACAAAGUCAGAAUGGCCAUUCAACCCAACCGGCGGAAGAGGAAGCACCACGAGGCGGAGGCAGGGCAGCAGGAUGAAGGCGAAGUGGAGGUGCCCAAAAAACUGGCCAAGGAGUCCGACACGCCAAAGAAAGCGAAAAAAAAGAAUAAACCUGAGGGAUUAUUAGAUGAAACCGCGCCGGAAACAAAUGGAACAGAGUCUGCAGACACCACUCCGUCAAAGAAGAAGGUAAAACAUCCGAAAACAACAGAGGAAAAUGAGGAGCAACAGGUGGGAGUGGAGGAGACCGAAUCUGUCUCCAAGAAGCACAAGAAACGGAAGGAUGUCCAGCAGGAUGAGGAUGAGAUAAGUCCGGACUCCGGCAUUGAGCCGGAAGAAACCAGCAUUCGCUUUCCCAACGACUUUAAGAUGAUGCAUUUCCGCACUAAGCUGCGCAGCAAUAAUUUUAUUACAGAACUGAGACACUUCCUGCACAUGUGCGCCACCACCAGACCCAAACUGCCGGCCAAGUACAUUGAGAAGCGCGGCAAACCCUUGGAACUGGCCGAGGCCUUCGAAAGGAUCGACAAGAGCAACAUUCUUCAUGUGGACUACCUCACAGAGGCACUGCAGCGGGUUGCGAUGGAAAUACUCACCAACCAGAAAAACCACAUGGAAUCGGCGGUUCAUGGCUGUCGCUAUUUCCUCAAGGUUCACGGCGGAGUGCUCGAAAAUCUGCUGCAAUCCUCGCGACCAAGUCAUCGGCGCAACGCCCUUAAACUGCUUACCGCCAUCGUAUGCGUGGAACCCCAGUUGGGACGCCAGGUUCUAAACUCCUACGACGUGCUCUCCAACGUCACUGUGAUGCAGCAAAUGCUGUCACAUGCGAAGAAUGAUUACCAAAACGAGGACACAGUGCGCAAGGCGUAUAUACACUUUAUUCUGGCCUUCUUGGUCGAUAGCAAUACGCUGCUCAUCAGGAAUAUCCUGGACCGGGGACAACUGAUUGGCGUGCUGGCCAAGGGAUUGGUCUACGAUGACCAUGUAACCGUAUGCGUGGUGGUGAACGCACUAAGGCAAUAUGUGCUGGAGAACCCAGAGAUACAAAAGACUAAGAAGGUGCUGGUGUUCGACUUGGAGUGCUGCAAAAGCCUCCGCCGGCUCUACGACUGGGAGGGACCCAACGGCCUUCCCCUGCUGUUUGAGAAAAGUAAGAAGCAGGUGAAGCAGAUGAGACAGCCACCGAACCCAAAGGAAGCUGAAGCCGUCUCGGCCGCAGUUCACGAACUGCUACUGGUCCUCUUGACCUCUCGCAAGCACGGUGUCUGCUUCGAUGCCAUGACCCACUAUCGCCAGAAACAGAACAAACUGCAGGGCAGGGUGCUCGGUUCCCUUUACAAGCCCUACGAUAAUCCCCGCAAAACCGAUUUGGUCAUCCAAACACUGACAGCUUGUCCGGAUUUGGGGCGCAACACCGUAAGGAAUUUCUCAUGCCUGCUCAGUCCGGCCAGGACAAAGAUGGAGGAUUUGCCCAAGGCAUUGAUUUUCCUGGCACAAAUCAUUGAUGCAGUUCCUCCGAGUGCUCUGUCAACAGCUUUCGAUAAGAUGACUUUAACCGAUUUCGGAUUUUGGAUCAAGGAGCUGUGUCUGCCCAUUGAAGCUUUGUUACACAUCACUGGUAAGAAGUACCUCACCCAUAUCGACUUCCGUUUGCGAGUGGCUGUGCUUCACCUUCUUCAUUCCAUGAUGAAACAGUACAGCCACUAUGUGCACGCCAUUGCUGUCCGCGAGCAGUCGAAAAAGGCCGGCAACUCGCUGCGUAAAUUCAAGUUCGACUUGCUAAACCACCUACUGGUCCACUUUCCCACGAUCGAGUCCAUUCUGUACUCUCUGUAUCUGUCCAUCAAACAGCAGACCGCAGAGGGAGUGAACGUGCUGGAGUGUUUAACGGUCACUUUGGACCUGGUGCUGCUAAUGUGCAAGGAGAAUCGAGCUUUUGUGAACAAGACGAGUCAAAUUCUGGACUAUUUGGAAGUACUGCGACCUCUUUAUCAGACCGAUUUUGACGAACUAAAUAGACCGGAGGAACGCUUAAAGAUUCAACUAGAGUUGAAGUCGAUUAAAACCAUCCUUCUGCUCUUUCCGCGGUCCUUAAACCCUCAAGGAGAUCUUUUUGGCAAGGUAUUUCAAUCGUUCGUAAAGGCCUACAUGUUGGAUGAUGUGUCCAUCAAGUCAGAGGCUGGAAACAUAUUGAACCGCCUGUUCCACAACACAGGCUUGUUUGAUUCCUGCGGGCAUGAGAUCAACAUUUGGCUUGAGGCUCUCAUCGGAUUUGAUGCGGAAACUGUGACCAACGUGGUGGAAAUCCUGCUGACAAUACUCAGCUUGGAUUGGAGGAACAUAGAGCUUCCGAAACUAAGUAUUGCGGAAACGGCCGUUAACACCAAAAACCUGAGCAAACUCUUCGCUCAAAUCGAGCAGGGCCAAACGGUGCAGGCCUACGUGGAAACACUGACCCUGAGCAAUACGAUGCCGCUGCUGCUGCAGGGUGUUGAUUUGGAGGAACCCUACGACGCCUAUGUGGAGCUAGUAUUUAUUUUGCUAUUCCACUAUCACAGCAAGCCGGAGCAAGUGCUGCAACUAUACGAGAAUCACCUAGAGAAGCACAGUGAUUAUAUGAAGAGUUGGCUGCCUGGCACCGGAAAGGAAAAACCGAAAAAACUUCCAUCUAUCUUGGCCGAUAAGUGGCCCCUUCUAAAACAGAUGCGCAAGGCAAUCAUAGAUGAGGACUCAAAGCCUUUCGAACAGCUAUUUAAGGUGGAGGUGGCUGACAAGAACUUCGAGCUGCAGCUGGGCGAGGGCCAGACUUUAUUGUUACACUUCAGCCUCAGCAAUCCGCGUCGCAACAUGAUGUACGUUCAGGAUCUUCUCUUCGUUUUCAGCCAACUUUUCACCAGCCAGCGAUUGAGUAAACUUCAAGCUGAACUCACGGCAAAUUAUUUGAUUAAGUUCCUGCAAAUUGCCACCCAGGUUGACGAUGGCAGGGAAGAGGUUCUGGAGGAGGAUGAGCAGCAGAAGGACGAAACGCACACUCAGAAUUUGCUUCACUACAUUUUCAGCAUUCGGCUGUGGGCAUUGCACCCCACUGAAAUGCUAAGUGAGACGAGCGAAUCUCGCUUGAACUAUGUUAUUUUCUUAAGGAAAUUGUCGGAGCAUUGUCGGACUUUACCUAGAUUCGAGAGCCAUGCUGCCAACUACCGAAUUCACUUGAUCAAGACCUUAGAUAUUGCUUUGGAUACAUCGGUGGAUCAACUGGAGCAUCAACAGCAACUCGUCGAGUUCGUGGCAUUAGUGGAUUCCUUUGAAUUGAACUCUAGUGAAUGCGUUCAGAUGCUGGACUUACUUACAAGCAAGGUGCAAGCUAAGGACUUUAUUCCGAAUGGUAGACCCAAUCAUUACUUUGACUUACUUUUACGCCUUCUAGAGCGACUUACCACGCUAAAGGAGCCAAUCGACUGCAAGCAGUCAUUCAAGGUUCUACUGACCUUCUACAAAGAUUUCUGCGAGCUAAGUGAACAGCAGCUGGAACCUUUGGAGGCAGCCAUUUUGCAGCUAUUGCUUAGUUACCAUCACCACCUGGAGGAGUGCGACAGCGAUUUCUUUGCCUGUUUCUUUACCGCCUCUCGGAAGCUGAGCAAAUCUGCCAUACGUCUGGCCAGUUUGCUACUGGAUCGUCAACCCCGAUUGGCCGAUAAAUUCGCAGAGCUACUGCCCAGCAACUUGGACCAGAAGGAGCUGGUGUAUCCCCUCCUGGAUAUUGCUUUGACCAAAAACUACCCACUACCUCAAGCUGUGCUUCAACGUUGCUAUCAGACAUACAAGAACGGAUUCAUGAAGAGCAUCGAAAAGCCUCAGAAGGCUGCCCUAAUCUACCGGGAGCAUGCGGAGGCCAGUGCCCUGCUUAUUGCCCUUUGCAUGCCCAAGUCCGAGUGCUUGGAUUACUGCCAGAAACAGCUUAAACUCGACUCCGUGGAGCUCUUCCAAGUGCGAGUUUUACGGGAGAUUUACUGGCAGGCCUUUGCUGCCGCCAAAGAUGAGAAGCAGAAAGCCAACGUCUUCGUAAACUACAUAAACCUCAAUGUUCAGCUGUUGGCGCUGGAUUUGAAGAAGCAGGCUUUGGACCUGCCCAAGCUGGAGCAAAUCUCCUGGAACUGUUUUGAAUGGUGGAAAGGAAAUCAGAACAAGGACUUACCUCUGGACUGGAGUCGUUUGCUGAAGAACCCGCAGUGGCUCAACUUUUGCAAGAGCUGCUUAAAGCUAGCCCUGCAUCUUGGUCCGGAACGACAGCCUCUUCAGGAUGAAACCAAUGGGCUUGUGCUCAAGCUGAUGGCCUUUUUGUGUGACGGAAUGUAUGAGGAUUACAACGAGGAAGUGCAGCAGGAGGAGGAUCCCACACCAGCACUUCUGUAUGAAAUGAUUUGCACUCAUUCCUGCUGCUUUGAUCAUCUAUUGGGCACCCAGAGUGAAACCAAAACACAUAUUUUGCAGCUCAUGGAGGCGUUGGCCAGAAAGGCACCCAGUGCCCUGCAAUCCGGCCACGUGCCUGUGAUCCUGGGCUCCUAUCAUGCCAAACUGUCUACUGCGGAUCGCUAUGGAUUGGCUCUGCUGGAGCACUACGAACGCUUCGACGUGGGUUUGGAUAAGUUUAGACCUUUUAUUUGGGGCGAAAGCGCUGUGGCCCACUAUGCUUUAAGAGCUGCGGACGACAAUGAGCGCGCACGGCUACAGCAGCAGGAGACGAACGUGGCCCAGGUGCUGGCCCUGAUUGUUCGGGAGACCAGCGAGUACACCAUUGAGAACUUCCCGAUUUGGAGGAGCCUGCAUGCCAGCCAACAACUGCCGUCCGUGGAGUUUAAAAAUCCCGCAAAGAAAUACCAAAGUUUCGGCGACAAUCUUCUGGAGCAAAUGGUGGAACAAGGCCAGGAAGAUUUCCCACAGGAGCUGCGGCGCAUCUGUCCGAAGCGCGAGAAAGUCUACGAGACCUGCUACGAUCCCGCAUUCCUGCUGCCCCUGAUGAUGCACUGCUUCGCACCGGAGUCUGUGGUGUGGGCCCGCUGGCCGGUGCAGAAUGGAUUGCUAGCUAUCACCUUUUGUGGGCUAUCCUCGCUGGACAAGGACAUGCGACUGGCUGCUGCCAGUUGCCAGCAACGCUAUCGCACCCACUUUGAGCUCUCCAAAUUCUACGAGCGUCCGCUGUGGACUCAGGCCUACGAAAACAUUCAGGCCGGUUUGAGCGAGCUGAGGAACUCCUGGCUGGCGCAGCGAAGAACGCACGGAGGAACGCCUAGGGUGCCCCUGAUCCCAGCUCUGUUCAUCGCCCACAGCUUCAAUCUGAGCACAGAUCCAACGCAUCUGUUGUAUAAACGACUCAUGAUGUAUCUGCGGCUGAAGCAGAGCUUCAACUUCCAGACGAUACCCGACUUCAAUGUGUUCUUCUACUCCCAGGAACCGGAGCACCAGCAGUACCGCGAGUUUAUUGUGGAGCUGCUGAGGUGCGGCAUCAAGUGCAGCGCCGAUCUCUUCCUGCUGGUAUCCACCAAUACGUUCAAGGUGCUGCUCGGAUUCUACGGCUCCAGCUUGGCAACUCUGGAAACGAACCUGCUGUUGCUAUCGGUGCUUUCUACUUGCGUUAAGAUCCCCGGAGCCGUGAAGAUCAUGCUGGAGCACGUAGGCAUCCUGUCCUGGCUGGUAGGCGUCAUACGCGACACGGAGUUCCAUCAGUUCGACAUCAUCGAGGGCGUCAUCAGCAUCAUCAACAAUCUGUGGUAUUCCCUGGCCGCCUCUCGCUCGGAACUGCUGGACUACGACCAUGUCCAGUUGCGAGUGCAUCGGCUGGUGCUGCAGUUGCUGCCUCUGCUUUCGCCACGGAUUUCUAUUCCCGGCCUGGGUCGCCUGCUCAACGUUUUAUGGAGAAGUGGCUCGGCCAGUGGCCAGCAUCGUGCCUUGUCCCCCGCCCAACUGGAUGUCCUGUUUGAGUGCAUCUCUCGGCACUGGCCGGAGCAGCUGGCGGGAGUGCGUUACGUGAGGAGCUUUGGCGGCUCUGGCGCUUGCUCGCGUGCCGAGUACUGCGACUGGCUGGCCAAGGAUCAACAGCUCGAGGCUCCUGCCGUCCUCGCGCUGUCCAGUCUGCGCGAGUACGUCAUAGAGUGGGCACGAGUCCACAAGACGGAGAGCGAGGAGGAAUCCAAGCCGCUGGCGGACUCAGCAGAGUAGGAAGUUUAGGUUUCGCUAUAGGUUAAGCUAUUGAAAUGUGUUUACCGUAUAGGCAUAAAGAGUCUUCGAUUUAUUAAAUUGUAUGCAAUGAAAUUUUAAA